CCAACCUCACCGAAUCCCUACGUUGCAUACAAAUAGAUCCGCAUGUUCUCCCGCGUCUCACACAUCGCGCGCCACUUCUCGCGCUCACUACCAAACUACGCACAUACGUCUGCAGCUGCGGGCGGCAUGUCGGGGACUAGAAUGAUCCGUACGGCCGCGUGCCUGAUUAUCGGGGACGAGGUGCUGGGGGGGAAGACAGUAGAUACAAACUCGGCAUUCAUGGCCAAAUGGUGUUUCUCCCACGGCGUCGCCCUCCAGCGCAUCGAGACCAUCCCCGACGACGCCGACACGAUCGCCGAGUCCGCGAAACGCCUGAGCGCCGCAUACGACUUCGUCAUCACGAGCGGCGGCAUCGGACCUACCCACGAUGAUAUCACGUACUCCUCAUUAGCAACAGCAUUCGGUGUCCCGCUCGUGCUGCACGAGGUCGCCUAUGCGCGCAUGCGCCGGCUGGCGAAACCGCACAAGUCGCAGCCGAACUUCGAUUGGACUGUAGACAGCGAGGCGCGUCGGGCCAAGGAACGGAUGGUGCUGUUGCCGCUGGCUGGGGAUGGGGGGGAGGGGAAGGAGUGGAAGGACCAGGUGCUGUUCCCGGUUGAGGAGCUGUGGGUGCCGGUUGUGUGUGUGGGGGGGAAUGUGCAUGUUCUUCCUGGGGUGCCGAGGUUGUUUGAGAAGUUGCUGUUGGGUCUGGGGGAGUUGUAUGGGGAGAGGUUGGGGGAGGAGAUAAGGAGGGUGAUGAUUAGUACGCCGAUGAGUGAGAGUGCUGUGGCGCCGUACUUGGAGAAGCUACAGGCGAGGGUGGAGGAGAAGGGGGUGAAGGUUGGGAGCUACCCGAGGUUCGGGAAGGGGUCGAAUACAGUGACGCUGGUUGGGAGGGACAAGGCGUUUCUGGAGAGCUUGGUGGAUGAGGUAGAGAAGAAUGUAGAAGGAAAGAGGGUGUUGGUGGAGGGGGAAGACGAUGUCGAGGGGGUAGUUGAGCAGGGUAGCCAGUGAGUAUACGGGUAUCUAUCUGGAAGGGGGGGAGGAUGUGAUUACGAAAGAGAAAGCCUUGUCUAGCUAGCCCACGUGAUUUGAGAUUUGAGAUUUGAGAUUUGGCAAGAAAGACCAGCCUUGUCACGCGUGUCGCGCCUGCCGCCUGCCACCUGCCAUGCCUGCCUGUCACAGCCGUGUGAGAGAUUCUUCUGACAUCUGAGCUUGAGAUGAAGAGAAAAAGAUUGGGAAAGGAAAGGAGAGACGAUACAUGGAUACAAUGGUACGCUGGUACCCUUAGUUCGAUGGGCGUUUCAUGUUCACGCUAGAAGGAAGUGACAUCGGAACUAGUGACCUAUAAUAAAGUAGCUCCCCCGCAAAAAAUGGUUCUAUUGGAACUUAAUUUGAAGUAUCGACUGCCCAUUAUCUUAGAAAAUGUGGUCUAGAAGGG
Molecule: messenger RNA, 1420 nt
Organism: Pseudogymnoascus verrucosus
Lineage: Eukaryota; Fungi; Ascomycota; Leotiomycetes; Thelebolales; Thelebolaceae
Exons: 5
Coding region: 43-993 (316 amino acids)
Source: RefSeq, a predicted model, not a curated record